This is a messenger RNA of Brassicogethes aeneus, 675 nucleotides long. The record is from the annotation of a GenBank genome assembly. Lineage: Eukaryota; Metazoa; Arthropoda; Insecta; Coleoptera; Nitidulidae.
UAUUUAUACACAAACAACAUGAAACAAGUUAUCCUGACUUUGGCCCUCUUCGGCUUAGCCGCCGCCGGUAGCCUAGGCAACAAAUACAUCCCAGCCAAUCAGGGAUACCAGGCCAACGCCAACUCCGGUUACCCUGCCUCCGGAGCCGCCGCCGGCGCCUACUCUGGCGCUUACGCUGGCGCCCAGGGUUCAGGUUCGAAUCCCGCCGACGCUUCUGCACCAAUCUUGCGCAUGGACAGCGAAAUCGACGAAAAUUCCUACAGAUAUGCCUACGAGACUGGUAACUCGAUUGCUGCUGAAGAACAAGGUCGUGAUGCUGGAGACGGCAACACCGCCCAAGGUUCCUUCUCUUACACCGCCCCUGACGGUCAACAGAUCUCCGUCCACUACAACGCCGACCAGGGCGGUUUCCAGCCCCAAGGCGCCCACAUCCCGACCUCCCCACCAAUCCCGGCCGAAAUCUUGAAGGCUUUGGAACAAAACGCUGCCGACGAAGCCGCCGGCAUCGUCGAUGACGGUCAAUACAGGGCCGAACACCAAGGCGAGGGUGCCAAGGGCGCUUUCCAAGGCUACCAGAGCCAGGGCGGUUACCAGAACCAAGGGAACAAAAACAACGGCUACAAAUACUAAGCGGUGAUACUUGAUUUUUAUGUAGAUUAUAUUUUUUUACCGAAU